CGACGUCGUUCACAGAUCACUGAUUUUUUUAAGUCGGCUGAGCGUUAAGAAAAACGGAUCCGUUGUGUGUUAUUCUUGGCUGUUGAAAAACCAGAAGAGCCUUGACGUUAAAAAAGUGACAAGCUAUUGAUGGAAAGUCGUGGUUAUAAUAGUGCGCACGCAGGGUUUCCGGAUUAUCGAUCGACUAUAAAAUGUCUUGAUCAAGGAUCACUGGCGCGGCUUGAGUUCUACCGCCGUGAAAUGCGCUUUGAUUUUAAAUAAGAUUGUAAAAUUCGAGCUUAUAAAUCAAAUGGUAAGCUAUGGAAAGGUCCUCGUCGAAGAACUCUGAAGGACACCUCUUCGACGUCUCGGACGAAGAGCGACAGUUUCUGGAGGAGAAAGCGGAAAUCGUUCGCAGAUUUCUUCAAGACCGAGAACUGGUUGAGUGCGCCCAUGAAGAUGAGAAAAAUGAAAUGCGAUUUGCGUUUGAAGCUGAAAAGGAGAACAUGAAAAAGGCUUUUGAAUGCGAGAAAGAAGAAAUGAGACAGGCGUUCUUGAAAGAAAAGGAUAAUAUUCGCUUGGAAUUCCAAGAGGCGAAACACGUUUUGAAACUGUCGUUUGACGACGAGAAAUCUGUGUUGAUGAAUUCGUGGGAUCGCGAAAAGGAAAACCUUUUGGAAAAUUUUGAGAGGGAGAAAAAGGAAUUAAGGAAAAGUUUUGAAAAAAAUUUGAAGGAAAAAGAAGAGGGCUUUAGAGCAGAAAAGAUAGAAAUGGAUGCGACAAUACGCAAAGAACUCGAACGAAUCGAGGACGUAGAAAAGGAAUUAAAGCGAACUUUGUGUCAAGGCUUAGGGGAUCUGGAAAAUAUUUAUUUGGAGGAAAACGCGCUUUUGGAAACAGUGUACAACCAUGAGCAACCUGAGGUGGACAUGCACUUCAAAUCGCUCUUAGAUGCCGAGUUAAGCGUGGACAGAGAGGACUUGUUAAAAUCAUUGACCCAAGAAAAGAACAGGAUGCAGUCGCAUUACGCUAAUAAACACAAACAAGUCGAGCACCAGUUCGCGUCGGAAAUCAUUGACAUGGAAAAGCGAUUCAAACAGCAGAAAAACGACUUAAUGAACAUCUUUAGGAGGGAAAAAUCUGACAUGGAGGAACACUUUCGCAAAGAGAAAGAAGAUAUCAGGCGUAAAUUUGACGUGGAUUUCCGGCGCAUUUUACAACAAGAGAAGCUGAAAUUCGAGUCGGAAAUUCAAGGUUACGAACAUGACAUUUCUGUCUUGAAAUAUCAAAAGGAACAGCUAGAGAAAUGUUACGAGCUAGAAAUACAAACUUUGCGGCUAAAAUUCGAGCGAGACAAACUUGAAAUGGAGAAUAAGUACACUAACGAAAAAAAGGAUCUUAGGAGGGUUCUGAAAGGACAAUACCAGAGAAAAUUGAGCGACGAUAAAGUUCGACUGGAAUGGCUACUAGAACAGUUUCACCUUGGGAGAGGAGCCAGCAGCGAAAAUCUUCAAACUUCUCAAAGCUUCAGCUCCGUUUAUUCAGAUUAAAGGCUUUAGCAUUUACGCAAUCAAACCUUAUCGAGAUUUAACCGGGUGAAGUACUUAAAAAGAUUUUCGCAACGACGGUUAAUGCUUAAAACUGAAUUGCAAGCUCGAUGGUAAGGAAUCAGGUAUUAUCGUCAAGACGUUACAAUUGCGCUACCGCCAUCAGUUUCAGUAAAAUUAAAUUUGCUCUAUUGCCUCUUUUAUUCAACAUACACGGUUGAUACCGAAUUUGUACAU
Molecule: messenger RNA, 1763 nt
Organism: Pocillopora meandrina
Lineage: Eukaryota; Metazoa; Cnidaria; Anthozoa; Scleractinia; Pocilloporidae
Source: the annotation of a GenBank genome assembly